AUGAAGGACUUUCUUUCUCGGAGCGCCCAGCCGAUUGUGCUACAGGUCCCAGGUUCAAACUAUGAACUACGGUACUCCCCAAGUCCAAGUCCUCCUCCGGCACCCAUAGAGCAACCUACGGUAAUACAGCCGCCUCCCGCACGACCAAGAAAGAAGGAGACGAAGAGCAAGCGGGCAAACAAGCCAAAGGUGGACAAAGGGAAGAAGAAGGUCGUCACUGAUUUAACUGCGUGUGACUCCGACGGUGUUGAAAUUGUCGCUCAUCCGAGGAACGGAAGCGUCGAUUCACUCGCCACCAACAGCCGAUAUCGGGAUUCAGAACCACCAAAGAAGCGUAGGCGCGUUGAAAAGAAUCCGAACGUAGCUCCUGCGGUUAAUUCGCUGGUCGGUGAAUGGGCGAUGCUACAGACCGUGGGUCCUUCUCCUACCGUUCGACGAGACAAUUGUCCUAAGAACAUGGGUUCGACUAACAUAUUCUGA
Messenger RNA from Cyclocybe aegerita, 480 nucleotides. The record is from the annotation of a GenBank genome assembly. Lineage: Eukaryota; Fungi; Basidiomycota; Agaricomycetes; Agaricales; Hemipholiotaceae.